AUGCCGGUGGACUUUCAGGACGUGCGCAUGGUACCCGAAGGCAACAUGGACUUUGUCGUGGACAUGUCCACCACGGUGCGUGAUGUGAAAGUGUCGUUAGGAGUACAGGCUGGUUUGGGGGGCUUUUUUAAAAGCAUCGGUUUCUCUGAAAGCGGUGGCUACAAGACCUCAAAAGAGAACAUAGUGAAAAAAUCAAAAAGCGUAGCAAUAACUUCAGCUCACCAAUCUGCCUAUGAAGUUGAACUAAAAGAUUACGUCACGUUGUCGGACAAAUUUCGCCACGCAGUAGAAAAACUUCCGGACGACUUUGGCCACCACCAGUCGCACUACAUCGAGUUCAUUGAACAGUUUGGAACGCAUUACUUCAGCGUGGGUCGCUUUGGUGGAAGCAUGGUCGUUCGUACUGAAAUCGACAGUUCUUAUGUGGGCAAAAUCAGCAAACAGGAGAUAUCAGCAGAAAUUGGCGCCAGUGUGGAGUUUGUGGCCAAGGCGAGUAUCUCGGUGACUGCUGCCCAGCAGCUGGUGGACUCUAAGUUCAACUCGCACAGUAUUUCCAGUCUGCACUACUUUGGCGGCAGUGCCAACCUCAACAAGCCCGACGCCCUCAACGAGUGGAACAAGAAUGUAAAGUUGAAUCCCUGGCUUUUUAGUGGAAAGUUGGUUUCGCUAGAUAAGGCAGUUGCGGCGCACCACUCGUUGAAAAGCAAAGCAGAGCAGAUUAACAAGGCAAUUAAGGUGUACCUCGCGAGGGCCUCAUUGGCAGAUCUGGAAGAAACGAUGGACUGGGUUCCAGCGAUUAAAGCGUUGAUCGAGAAUGAUCAAGCAAACAAAACUAAACUGGAAAAG
Molecule: messenger RNA, 846 nt
Organism: Rhagoletis zephyria (snowberry fruit fly)
Lineage: Eukaryota; Metazoa; Arthropoda; Insecta; Diptera; Tephritidae
Source: RefSeq, a predicted model, not a curated record